This is a messenger RNA of Drosophila innubila, 419 nucleotides long. RefSeq lists its product as uncharacterized. The transcript has 2 exons. NCBI's taxonomy places the organism in Eukaryota, Metazoa, Arthropoda, Insecta, Diptera, Drosophilidae. The record is from RefSeq and is a predicted model, not a curated record. The coding region runs from base 38 to 289 and encodes 83 amino acids.
AUUUAAAAAUACCCAACAAAUAGUUAAUGCAUUGAGGAUGCCUGUUGCCGUUCGUUUGGUGGAAGCCUUGGCCUUAGUCACACUGAUGGCUCUCAUAACUUGUGUCUCCCUUGGAGUUGUCAUUGCACAGCGGACGUUAAGUCUUACCAUAACAUUCAUUGAGCCGGCAGCAAACAUUCUCGAUGUGGUGCUGAUCAUGGCCGAGAAAAUGCUUGUGGGUGCACUUGUAUGCACCGUCACAUUAAUCAACACUGUGAGCAGUGCCUUGCAUAUGAUUGGAAUCUCCUGACGAGUCAGCCGAAUGUGUAAGACUCUUAGCUGAUCUGUUUGUACCUAUAAUAAAUGGGUUGCAUGUCGAGAUGUUGCAUGUUGAGUUGCUCAAUGUGAUAAACAAAUAAAUAUCUUAACAUUUUGUGGAU